Messenger RNA from Porites evermanni, 7851 nucleotides. The record is from the annotation of a GenBank genome assembly. Lineage: Eukaryota; Metazoa; Cnidaria; Anthozoa; Scleractinia; Poritidae.
AUGUACUUUUUUGUUUUAGCUUCUUGUGACAAGACAUUUUUUGGUUCACUUGGAACAAUAACAUCACCAAACUAUUGGAGUAGGUCAAAUUAUGCCAACAACCAGAAUUGCCAAUUCGACAUUAGAGUUAGUUCUGGGUAUGCAAUUAAGCUGACAUGGACCACAUUUGAUGUCAAGGGUAAUAUGCCCAACUGCUAUGAUGAUUACGUGGAGAUUUACAUUGGAUGCAGCCGAAAGUCCAUCGGGAAAUAUUGCUCUGACAACAGCUACAAGCCCCAUGAUAUCUACUCACCAGAUAACUGCUUGCGUAUUAAGUUUAAAAGUGACAGCUCUGGAAGUGGAAAAGGAUUCGCAGCCUCAUAUUUCAGUAUCUCCAAAUCAUUUUCGGGUAAAGGCCUAUUCUAUAACUAACUAACUAACUAACUAACUAACGGUCAGAAAGAAUACCAUAUAUAAAUUUAUUAAAGGAUGGUAAACUAGUCUGUCUUAACCCUUUAAGUCCCGAUAGUGACCAACAUUAAUUUUCUCCUAACAAUAUCCAUACAUUGUCAAGAAAUAAAGUAAUGAGAAUUAAUGAAAUGAUCACCAAAGAGAAAAUGCCAUGAUCAUUUAUCGAAGUCUCUCAACUAAUUCUUAAAGGAAACGUAUGGAGAUCAGUUUGGAGAAUUUGUAUGUUGAUAUUGGGACUUAAAGGGUUAAAGUAGCGACCAUUGUCAUAAGAAUAAUAAUAAUAAUGCAAUAAGACUGUAAAACAAUACCACACUGAAUGGAGCUCAUCACCUAAAGAGUCACCAAGGUGAAAGUUACAGCUGUUGUGGCCAUGAGUAAUUGCUGCUGUCAGUGCUUUAAAGAUCAUCUGUGUACAGUAGUAUGCAUUUGUUUCUUCUCCUGUUCAAAAAUUGUUGUUUCUCUUCCUUUUUCCUCAUGGGUGCCAUUUUUUUACCCAGAGACAGUUGCUGGCUUUCUGCCUUUAAUCUUUUCCGUGAGUGUGUGCAAGGGCAGCCUGGAACCAUCAAAAUUUCACUUUAUUUACAUGUAAUAUGUAUAGGUAAUAGCAUGAUUAGUAGUGAUAUUUGGCAUAAAUACCACAAGUGAUAUUUCAAAAUUUGUAUACAUAGUUUCACGUGCCGUUAGGCGAGUGAAAUUUGAGACGAUUUUGAAAUAAGAUUAUCAUGAGUGGUAUUUAUGCCAAAUUAUCACGUACAAAUCAUGCUAUUAUUUGUUUAUACUACUGCCCGCAAAAGGUUUGUUAUUUUCACGUGUGGGUAUUUCAAAUUAUGCUGAAAUACCACUGCUCUAAGCCAAUCAAAUUGCAGAAAUUUCUCAUGUAGUGGUAUAAAGUUAUGAAUUUUCUCCAGACAAUUAAUAUAUCAGACGAGUUAAAUGGCAUCAUCUGUAGAGUUUACUAUCCAAGACAGUGUUUCAUCUCUUACAUGAAUUCAGCCCAUUAUUAUGGUUUAUGAGGGUUAAAAAAGUGAUUUUCAGUGAGAUAAUUUUACAAAUCCUGAAUACACUCUUCUUCUAAUACAUGUAAUAGACACAUUGUGUAUUCCUACUCAUGUAAUUAGUUUUAUUGCCUGAAAUAUGCUUGUACUUGUCUGGGUAUUAACAUUAUAACAUGUACAUGUGCUGACUUUUUUUCUCAAUUUCCUCAUUUUUUAUAUGAGUGGGGAUGAAAGGGUUUAUUGUAAAGAUUAAUGUAAAUUAAGAAAUGAUGAAAUAUUUUGAAUCAAUAAUAACAAUAUAACUUAUGUCCUUAUUUUUACCUUGCAGCUUCUGGACUCUAUAGUGAGUAUCAUGAUUUACCCCCUGAAAGUUAUUGGUACAUGUAGUAGAUGUUAUAGCUACAUGUAGGAUUCAGGGGUUUUGUCAGAUGAAGAAAAGAUAGACAAUAGACCAGGCGAUAUUGUGAUUGCAGUAAUGUACAAAUGAAAACAUGUUUUAUAAUGACCAAAGAAGUAUAAAGAAAGUAGAUGUGUUUCUUGAGAAUUUUUUUUACACAUACGUGCUGGUUCUUGGUGAAGUAUAUGUCACUGAUGUUUAAGAACAUUUUUCAAGGUUGCUUUUGACUAAUUUGGAGUCCACUCUCAUGGUCUAGAGGUUUCUUAUACCUGUCCAGUGAACUACUUUGUUUUUUAUCUUGGCUCAAAUGAUUUUUUUCUUCUUAUUUUAGGAAUUGUGAAAAUUUGUGGACAAUCCAUUUGAAUGAUUACAUAUCUUUAUUAUGAGUUACUGAUUCUCUGUUAAUAUGAUCACUUCUGAGACGUCUAUUUAUUGAUUUAUUUUUCAUUUUAUGAAUUAUUAUUUUUCAGGAUCCUGCUCUUCAGAGUAUUAUCCUACAACAUUUUAUGCGAAUUAUGGAAUCGUAAGUUCCAAAAAUUGGCCCCAAAAUUAUCCAUCUUAUCAAGACUGUUAUUGGAAAAUUGACGUUGGAGAUGACAAAAAAAUUAAAAUUGCUUUCAUGGACUUUGAUCUAGAGGAUGAUUCAGGAUGUGGUGAUGACAAACUCAAAGUAAAAGGUGAGAAUUAGCACAUCUUUGUUUACCGGUAUUAAGUAAUGUUAUUUGUCUUUAGAAAACAGGUCAUAUUUUAAUGGCUACAUGAUAUUUUUAUUGGGUGGUGGGGAGCAAAGAAGUCUGUUUUACAGCUUGCCCAAAUGGCAAGCUGUACACUGUAGCUACUGUAGUGGUUAAUAGCCCAAGAGUCAUUUUAACAAGCUGUAAAUGGCCACAGAAAAUGCGAGGACUUACAUAAUGGUGGACGCUCAUGGGAGGUGGUCGCUUACAAGGAAAGUACCAUGGGGUGUCUCCUUUGUUAAGAAAUCAAACAAAGGAAGAAAUCAAACUGUUAAGAAAUCAAACCUCAGAAGAUUAAUCACACUUCAAAAACGGGUCGUAAGAAUAAUGUCGAGGAGUGCUUUCGAUGCUCACACUGACCCCUUAUUUAAAAAUUUAAAACUUCUGAAUCUUGAGAGUAUCUACAAACUUCAAAUAGGAAAAUUUAUGUAUCAAUACAGAUCUGGCUUACUUCCUUAUAGCUUCAAUAACAUGUUUCUGGUGACACGCCAGGUGCAUUCUUAUGGCACUAGAAGUUCGGAGCAUUUUUAUUUACCACAAUGCAGGACUAAUAUAAGAAAGUUCUCCAUCAGUUUCCAAGGUCCUAAAUUUUUUAACUCUCUUAGUUUUGAAAUUCGAAAUGCAACAAGUACCGCUUCCUUUUGCUGUAAGCUGAAAGCAUUCCUCUUAUCAUAAAUAGUAAUUUAUAUAUAUAUAUAUAUAUAUAUAUUUUUUUUUUCUUCCUUUGCUCUUUUAUUUUCUUUUGUUUUGUUUUGUUUUGUUUUUUCUUUUUGUCAUUUCGCUUUUUUUAGCCUAGAACUAUGAUUAGUACGACUAUCUAAUAUACUUAUUUUAAGAUUUACUGUAGCUCUGCCAUUGAUUUUCCCGUGUGUAAUUAUCAUAAUAUUUUGUUCUAAUGAUCUAACUGAGGGAGCCCAUUCCUUAUAAGCCCGGUGGCUUCUCUUGGGCUUCCUCGCCAUGAGAGUUAAGGUAAUUAGAUUUUAUUUGAUUUGUAUAAUUUUUGGCAAACAAAACAAUAAACAAUAAACGAAAUCCCGACAUACCAACGUUGAAGUCAACUCUCUCAUAGUGACCACUGCUCGUAAGCAUCCAUCUCCCAUAAGAGACUAAUUUUUAAAUAAUUGUUUUGUUUCUUGGACAAAUACUGUUUCAAAAAUUCCCUUGUAAGUGACUGGUCAGUACUAAAUUUCUUAAACGACUGCAAUAUUUCUUUGACAUUCCAGUUUGUCUUCUGUUUCUGGGAAGGGAACACUUGGUGUGAUCAUAUGAUUGUAAGAAACCAUUACUUGAAUGUCACAAGAGUUCAGUUCUUUAUAGCACUGAUCAAGAGUGCUGACAGGUUGUAGCCAUUGGCUUACAAAAGAGUUGGCUUUAAUAAGAUCUGUGGGUAAAAAGUGAAUUGUUACAUUGCUGAAAAAAGUUAUAUACAAAGUGUCAACAGUUCCAAGCACUAUUCGAUGUGACACUUUAUUGCCAGUUGUCUAUUUGACUAGCUUUAACUUGUAAGGUACAUGACGAUGUAUUCAAUAACUUUAUGUAAAAUUUACAUUAAUCAGUUCAGUUCAAUUAAUUAAUUAUUAAGCUUAUUUCCGUGAUUUUCCCCAUAGGUGACCACCUCCUGUCAUGUAGCAACCACUUAAGAGAGGCUGUUAUAGCUGACUGUAUUAUUUGGGUGGACAAUUGACUGUGUGCAAUUUCUAAGUUCCAUAGGUGGUGUUACCAUACUAAAGUUCGUCACAUAUUUUAAUGCUCCAAGUAGCAUAGUACAUACAGCAAACAAAGAGAUCAGACAAUGGGUUAUGUGGUCGCUUGCAAGAGGUUAAAAACAAUGGAAAUUUAAUAAACCAUCAGCCUUGAAAAGUGAUCGCGGUCGAAUACAGAGGGUGGUCGUUUAUGAGAGGAUCUAACUGUAAGGCUUUGACCAGGAGAGUUCAAGUGUUUUGAAUUAGAGGCGGUCACUUAUCGGCGGUGGUCGCUUACGCGAAGUCCCAACUGUAGGGCUUUGACUGGGAGAGUUUCAAUGUUUCGAAUAGACGGCUGCUUAUGAGAGGUGGUUGCGAGAAAUAUGUCCAACUGUACAUAGCAGCAAAUGUGAUGCCCUUUAAAUGAUGAGACCUAAUAAUUUUCACAGGGCUGGUGUUGCUUUUACUUCACUGUCAAACUAACAAAACCAUGAAAAGCCUGAAAUAUUUCAGGAAUGUUUAUUGAGUCGCAGUAUGACUAGUCUACUACACAGCCAUUUUUGGAGGAGUGUUGCGUGACGACAAUAAAAACGGCUGUGUAGCAGACUACAGUAUGACCAGUCAUGCAAAAGAUUAGGACAUGGGAGCCAGCCAGUGUUGCUUGUCAAUUGUGGUUUCGGUUUUUCCACACUAGAUUGGAUUUUUUCUUGCAAUGCAGUAUCAUUCCAAAAUUAAUACUGGUGUGCACAGUUUUGUUAGUUUUGCUGUAACUAUAGUACUGUUCAAGUGUUCAUCCUAAUUAUUGAGCCAUGCAUUAUACAGUAUGACAUAUACUUCUUGUUGUUCAUUUUACAGGAGGGGGCAGUUAUGAUUCAUAUGAUUCAUCCAACACUGUUAAAAACUCAAUGUGUGGUUCAAAGGGUCCAUUCUACUUCACCUCAUCAUAUGAUCAAAUCUGGAUCAGAUUUAAAUCAGACAGCCGUACUCAAGACCGUGGUUUUGUUGCUGGUUAUGUCCUUUACAAGGACUCAAGUAGGUUCUGCACUUCAUUUGAUAAUAAUAUUAUUACCUUUAAUAAAGCUUUAUGCUUAAUUAUUAGAAAGGGGGGCAUUCUACCAGAUAAAGAGAGUAAUGAGAAUCAUUCAGGGUCCUGUUUUGGUUAACUCUUGUCUUUGAUUGUAGUAGUUACCUUAUUUAUUCGAAUAAGCACCCAACCUUGAAUUAGCGCCCACUUUGAAUAAGCGCCCAUACUAAAGGCAGAAAAAGUUAAUAAGCGCCCAGCCUCGAAUAAGCGCCCACCCCCUCUUCCUCCCAAUCAAUCUCAAAUAAGCACUCACCCCCACCCCACCCACUUGAGUGAAUAAAUUCUAAUAAGAGACUUCCCUGAGGACGGAGUUUUCUUCAGAGUAUUUUACAGAAAUCUUGCUUUGUACUUCUUCGCGUUUUGUUAUUAGCAUUUAUUGCUUUGUUACAAAAUCAACAUACUUCACUUGCUGAAAAUGGUGAAAAUUAUUUUAAUAAGCGCCCAGCCUCGAAUAAGCGCCCACCUCGAAUAAGCGCCCACUCUCAAGGUCCAAAAAUUUAAUAAGCGGCCAGGGUGGUUAAUCGAAUAAAUACGGUAGUUGUAUUGAUUUCCUUAUGUCCUUUGUGUGAGGUGAUACUAUGAUAAUGAGUUUGAAACAAAGGGAACAUUUUAGACGAGAGAUUUUACCACAUUAUACACAAUGCACCACUUCCAUUUUACCUUUGUUUAAAGGCCACAUUACUUGAAUAAGAUAACAUGAAUUUUCUUUCCUCGCUGGUUAUUAUUUAAGAAACUAAGUUCUUAAUUUCUAUGCAGGAAAAGAUUUAGCCUGCGUAGCAGGCGUCGAAGGGGGUAGGGGUAGGGGAUAGGGAGGAAGGGAAAAAAAAGGAAGGGGAUUGGGGAUUUUCCCUUUCUCCCUCCCCCCUCCCCCUUUCCUUUUUGUGCCUGCCACGCAGGCUAGAAAAGAUUUGGAUGACUGAAAUGUUGUGUAUUUUCAAGAUCAUUGUAUUUUCAUUUAUGAUAUCAUUAUAACUUUGUUCUCUUUUAAACAGCAAGUGACUCUUCUGACUCGGAUUCCUCUACCAGCUCUCUCCCCGGUAUUAUUACUGGGAUCAUAGUUGCAUUGAUUGUCGGUUGCUGCAUUUUCUUCGUGUUUGUGUACCGAAGGAAACGUGCCAUGCGACAACGGCAACAUAUGAUGAUGACACAAGUUCAAAUGCCUCCUCCACAAGCUGGAGUACACCACCCACCCCCGCCCUCUCAACCUGGAUAUGGACCACCCCCUCCUGUAGGAUAUGGUGCACCGCCUCCCGCUGGUGCUGCACCAGCCCCAGGAUAUGCCCCACCCCCCUACAGUCAGGUUGUGGCGGCACCUUAUCCUCAGCAAGGUCAGUUGUGUCACAAAAUAUUAAUUAAUUUUUUAAUUAACUGAUCAAUUAAGAGGCAGUGUUACCAAGAAUUACUACUACAGAAGAUUCAAUGCGACUGAACUGUAACUAGUUUAACAAUAAAAUUUCACUACGUCUCCUUGCACAAGGUGCGUGGCAACUGUUUCAGAAUUUUUUUGCCUUAGGACAGGUAAAGAUCAGAAGUCAACGAGUUGUAUUCAAGAGAAAAUUCUGGUGUUACUUUGUGCCUACAAAGUUUUCUGUCAAGAAACCAAGCAGAUUGCCUCGUCAGAUAAAACCUGUCAUUCAACAAAACUUCCUAAAAGAAGUUUGUUGUCAAAAGUGAAAAGAAAGGGAAAGUUUAACAGACUACAGCUUGUCCACCUAAACGAUCGAAGUAAUCAUUGCGCCGAAAGCCUUUACCCAUUCCCAUUAUAGUUUCUGGGGAUUAAUUGGAGGGAGAGACAGCUUACAAAAGUAAUGUGUGGAAAUGCUGUAAAAUUCCGAAAAUAAGCCGCUCCUUGUAUAAGCCCCUCCAAAUAUAAGCCCCCAAACCGGUAACGUAAAAAACCCUCCGUUAAAUCGCCCCUCCAAAUAUAAGCCCUUGGGGACUUUUAAUUGGAAAACUGCCCUCAAAUACAAAAUAAAACAAAACAAAAAGGGUUAAUUUACUUCCAACUAUAAGGCUAGCCCAAUCGAUUUUGAGACGCAAAUUUCGCUCCGUAGAUAAGCCCCUCCGAAUAUAAGCCCCUCAAAAAGGGCCUUUGAAAAAUGUAAGCCCCGGGGCUUAUUUUCGGAAUUUUACGGUAUUGGAGAGGGGAAUUAGUAUAAUUUUUGUAACAUGAUUGUGUUUUUACCAAUGAUUACAUUUUCAUAUUUAAAGGUAAAACCGGACAAUACCCUCCACCGCAGGGUGGGCCAGCACCCUACCCCGUUCAACAGACUGCAGGAGCCCCACCCUACCCCCCUAGUCAGCCAGUAGCAAUGGCUCCUUAUCCACCAGAGCAGCCAGGAGGGGCACCAGGCUACCCUACAGCUCCACCAGGGGGUGUCGCACCUUACCCUGCUGCUGCAUCUGGAGGUACUACCCCCUACCCGUCAGCAGCACCUGGAGGCUCCUCACCCUACCCCCCUGCUCCACCAGGAAAUGAGCCUUAUCCCACAAAGCAAUAGGCUAUCAG